Molecule: messenger RNA, 2869 nt
Organism: Argiope bruennichi
Lineage: Eukaryota; Metazoa; Arthropoda; Arachnida; Araneae; Araneidae
Gene: mio
Product: GATOR complex protein MIOS-like
Exons: 27
Coding region: 196-2820 (874 amino acids)
Biological process (GO): cellular response to amino acid starvation; positive regulation of TORC1 signaling
Cellular component (GO): cytoplasm
Molecular function (GO): protein binding
Source: RefSeq, a predicted model, not a curated record
ACUCCCGUCUGGCAGUUAUCAAAGUAAACUGGAAUUAUUGAUGUUGUUGAUAAUGUAACAACAUGCGUGACUGUGUGAUUCUCUUUCACAGAUAACUAAAACUAUGUUGAAAAUCUUAAGUAAUUCAUAAUUUAUUUAGUUUAGCCAAAGGGAGGAUAUUUUUUAGAAAUUUUUAAAAGUGAAUUGUUGUGUGAAAUGUGUGCCAUGAAAGUUGACAUAGCGUGGUCUCCAACUGAAUGCAACAGAUUUAUUACUGUUGGAACAGAUAUUCAGCUGUAUGAAGUAGAAGAUAUAAAGGAUGGGAUUAUUAAACCACCAGCAUUUGCAAUAUCAGAUUCUUCUUGUGCAAAUUUGAUAUCUUGUAGUUCAGAUCAUCAGUAUCUAAAAUGUUUUUCUUGGUAUCCAAAACAAGAACACCCUCUUUUAUUAGCUGUAGGAAUGGCCAAUGGACGAGUUGUGUUAGAAAGUUUGGAUCCUAUUAGUUCAAGAGAUGCUGAAAUAGUUGGGAGAGAAUUUAUACCAAAGCAAAGUAGAUCUUGCAACUGUGUUUCUUGGAAUCCAUUUGAAGCAAAUGUGCUCAUUUCGGGAUUGGAUAAGCAUCGAGGGGAUAAUUGCAUUCUAGUUUGGGAUGUCACCCGAUCAUCUUAUCUGCCAAGUGCCAUUGAUGCUGUAACUAGUUUUGAUCGACGUUCCAUGUUUUCUUUAGACUCAACAAGUGUGUCAAAGCCAGUCUUAGAGUUUGGCCCAUCCGAGUCCACACAGUCUGUUCAUUGGUUUCGCAAUAAUCCAAAGUUAUUUGUAUGUGGUAUGAGUUUAAAAUAUCUUCGGUUGUAUGAUACUAGAGAUGGAUCUAAGCAUCAAGAAAGUACUACGUCUAAAGCAGUUUAUAAUUUAUGUGUGGAUCCAGAUGUGGAACAUAGGCUGGCUUCAUCUGUUGAUAACUGCUUUGUUUUAUGGGAUGUCCGAAAUUUUGAAAAACCUGUUGUUACAAUCAAUGAGCCAAAACCUGUUACAAAAUUAUGUUGGUCACCUACACGAUCUGGUCUACUAGCUGUAUUAUGUAAAGAUGCCUCAACCAUUAACUUAUAUGAUAUACAGUCUCCAGCUGGAGAUGAAGUAGAACCUGCUGUUGUUGAAAGAAAUCUGCAACCUUUUACUUCUCAUUCAAUUAUGUCAUUUGCCUGGCAUCCUUCCAAUGAAAACAGAAUGCUUACUAUUUCACAAAAUAAUCAGUUGCUAGACUACACCAUAUUUGAUAGAAUCACCCUGAACUGGUCUCCUACAUCUGAAAUCGUGUGGACUUAUGGUAGAAAGAUUUUGCAAUGUGUUGAUAGCAGAGAUGAAUUUUAUUCUUGUUUGAAUGACAUUUCUGUGAAAAUGAGAAAAAGAGCUUGCCAAGGAUAUGGAUUAAAGAUGCCAAAAAUCUGGAUGAAUGCUGAAUUAGCUGAUGAUCCGAACUUAAAUGGUGUUUGGAUGUGGUUAGAUUUAGUCAAAGGUGUCGAAGCAGACACCAAAAAACGUUCUCAUCAUCGCCACCAUCCUAAAUAUGAAGGUGUUCAUUCUGUCAUUUGUGGUGAAAAUGGUUCUGUAACUUCCAGUCAGAGUGAACCCCAACGAGUUUUUUGGGCUGGCCUCAACACUGUAGAUUGCAAAAUAAUUAAAUAUAUUAGUGAAGAAAGAGAACGAGCUUUACAAUUAUGUGGAUGGGGUGCUGAUUUAGAAUCAAAUUCAUUCUCCAAAUUUCUUGAUAGAUUAGAAAUUGAUGGACAAUUUUCAAGAGCAGCCACAAUAGCAGUUUUUAAUCUAGAAAUGAGAAAAGCCAUAAGAAUCCUUAGUAAAGGAGCUUCAUCUAGGAACUAUAGAGGAUCUGUUGAUCUAAAUGCUGUAGCUAUGGGACUUGCAGGCUAUACACAAGAAAAGACAGCCUUAUGGAGAGAAGUCAGCAGCUCUUUAAAGUCAAAUUUGGUGGAUCCUUAUCUACGUGCCAUGUUUGCUUACUUGACUGCUGAAGAUGAUAAUUUUGAAGAGAUAUUGAAUGAACAACAGAUUGCAGUUCAAGAUCGUAUGGCUUUUGCAUGUCUAUAUCUAAAUGACAGAAAGCUUGUAGAUUUCUUAGAAGGUUUAAGAAAAAAGAUGACUGAAACCGGAAAUUUGGAUGGCAUUUUGUUAACUGGAUUAACCAAUGAUGGCUUAUCAUUAAUUGAAAGAUAUGUGGAUACUACUGGAGAUGUCCAAACAGCGAGCUUAAUUGUGUUACAUACUCUUCCCAGUCAAGUAUGUAAAGAUCCUCGUGCUAAAGCUUGGGUAGCUAGUUACAGAGACCUUCUAGAUACUUGGAUGCUAUGGAAACAGCGAGCAAUGUUUGAUGUCAACUGGUACAAUAAAAAUACUCUUGUGCAUAAACCAUCCCAACAAGUUUUUGUAAGCUGUAAUUUUUGUCGCAAGUCUGUUUCAAAUUAUUUCUCGUACCGGCCAUCUGAUGGAACAAGAAAUGCCCAAACCCCUAUAUCUGCAAAUAGGAAAAUAACCUGCUGUCCAGGCUGCCGUAAGCCUCUGCCUCGUUGUUCCUUGUGCUUGUGCCAUAUGGGUACACCUGCUGGUUUACACUGGCAACGUCAGAUAGAUACCGGAUCAGAUAGAAAGAAACUAUCAAAUUUUUCAGAUUGGCUGACAUGGUGCCAAACAUGUCGACAUGGUGGUCAUUCUGUUCAUAUCUUAGAAUGGUUUAAGAAUCAUAAUGAAUGUCCAGUAACAGGAUGCAUGUGUAAAUGUAUGUCACUAGAUGCAACAGCAAAACUAGAAUCUGAAAAAAGCAGUUGAAAUUUAAUUUUUUUAUAGGAAAGUACAAAAUUUUUACAAAAUAUUUUGU